AUGGGUAACUCAAAAUCAAAAGAAAUAAAGAGUAAUUCAAUUGAUAUUUCAAAUGUUCAUUUCUACGAUCGUUCACAAAAUUCGACCAAUGAAACAAAUAAAGAAUUUGUUCUAAUAUGGGUUGAUGAAAAAUGUAAAGAGAAUAAUCUUGAUACAUUACGAACACAAAUAUUAUUAAAACAAAUAAAUAAUAAUAAUUGUUUAUUUUUUGAUAAUUGUCAACAUUUUUUCUUAGAAAUCGAUAGAAUAAGAAAUGAAAAUUUUCGAAUCUUAGUUAUUUUAUCUGGUUCAUUAACAAAAAUUCUUCCAAGAACUCAAAAUAUAAUCUCAACAAUAAUUAUUUUUUGUGAAGAUUCAACAAAAUAUUUGAAUAUAUCCCGUCAAUAUUCAAAUGUCGUUGAUGUAUGUACUGAUCAUGAAUCAUUAAAGAGUUCAAUUGAAAAUGAAAUCUCAUCAUUGAAAUUAAAUUUAUUUAGUAAUCAAACAUUAAAAUCAGUUCACUCAUUAACAUUUUCCGAAGAUUUAACAAAUUGUGAUGCAUUUUUUUCAUAUAUUUUCUUUCUUGAAUUAUUAAAACAAAUGCCACAAACAAAACAAGCAAAAGAUCUUAUGUUAAAUAAAUGUCAAGAUUAUUAUCGUAAUGAUAAAAAACAAAAUUUAUUAAUUGAAUUAUUUCGUAAUACAUAUCAAUCAGAUGAAGCUAUUCAUUGGUAUAUUAAAGAUUCAUUUAUUUAUCGUUUAGUUAAUCGUGCAUUUCGUACAGAAAAUAUAACAUUAUGGUAUUUAUUUCGUUUUUAUCUUAUUGAUCUUUGUAAACAAUUAGAAUUAAUUCAUAAAGAACAAAAUAUUCAAACAUCAUUAAUACUUUAUCGUGGUCAAAGUCGAAUUUUUCUUUCUGGUGCAGUUAAUACAGAAGAUUAUAAAGUUAUUUUAUUUAAAAUUAUUGUUGAACAAUCAAUUCUUGAGAAAAUUAUUUUUGUUGAUAUUGAUAAAUAUGUUGGGCAUGUCGGUGAAUGUGAAAUUUUAUUUAGUAUUGGUUCAAUAUUUCAAAUAGAAAAUGUUGAUUUUAAUAAUGAAUUAAACGUUUGGCAAAUUGAUAUAAAAGCAAUUGAUCAAAAUACAUCAAAAGUAAAAGAAUCAAUUGAAACAAUAAGAAAAAGAUAUGGAAAUAAAGAAAAUAUUAAUUUAAUAUUUGGUAAUUUAUUAAUUGAUAUGAAUCAAUAUACAAAAGCUGAAUCUUAUUUUCAAAUGAUUUUACAAGAAUUAACAAAAAAUCAUUAUGAUAUACCAUUAAUUUAUGAUCAUUUAGCUGAUCUUUUUAUGAAAAUAACAAAUUGGAAUGAAGCGUUCAAAUAUUUUAAUUUAUCAUUUGAAUUAAAAAAGAAAAAUCUUUAUUUCUAUCAAUCAAAUAUUUCAAUAACACUUAAUGGAAUUGGAAAUUAUUAUAAAUCUAUUGAAAAUUUUAAUCAAGCAUAUGAAUAUUAUUGUCAAGCUAUGAAAUAUUCAAAUAAUAAUCAAUAUAAUAUGGCUAUUAUUCUUAGUAAUAUAUCAACAAUUGAUUUAAUUAAUGAAAACUAUGAAAAAGCACUCGAAAAAUGUAUUCAAGCACGUGAUAUUCUUCAAGAAAUUAAUUCAUAUUCAUUAAAUGAAAUAAUAUAUUGUCAUGGAAUUAUUGGUGAUAUUUAUUUAGAAAUGAAAAAUUAUCUUUAUGCUGAAGAAUUUUAUUUAACAACAUUUGAAAUGAGUAAAAAUAUUUUAUUUAUUGGAGAUAAAAUUAAAAUAAAUUCAAUUAAAUCAUUAAUUUAUCUUUAUAAACAACAAGGAUUAAUUGAAAAAGCUUUAGAAUUUUCAAUGAAUCAACUUUUAUGGUAUGAAAAAUAUUUUCCUGAUUGUUAUUCAAGUAUUGCUAAUAUUUAUAUGGAAAUAAGUCAGUUAUAUGAUUAUAAUCAUUCAAAUCAUAUUUAUUAUUUAGAAAAAGCAUUAAAUAUAUUUGAAAAUAAUAUUCAUAUUCAAUAUUUAAUAACACAUCAAUGUUUUAGUUUUAUUGCGAAUUAUUAUUUUAAAAAAUCUUUAUUUGAUAAAUCUAGAAAAUAUUAUUUGAAAACACUAGAAAUACAAAAGAAAAUUUAUCCAAAAGAUCAUUCAAUUAUUAUUCAAACACAAUCAAUCAUUGAUGAUAUUCCAAUAGAAAUGUAA
Molecule: messenger RNA, 2196 nt
Organism: Adineta steineri
Lineage: Eukaryota; Metazoa; Rotifera; Eurotatoria; Adinetida; Adinetidae
Source: the annotation of a GenBank genome assembly